AUGGAGAACAAUACAGAAGUGACACACUUUCUCCUGCUUGGACUCACAGAUGACCCAGAACUACAGCUUCCCCUCUUCAUGAUACUUCUAAUCAUCUACACCAUCACCCUGGUAGGAAAUCUGGGGAAAAUUCUGCUGAUUUUCCUGGACUCGUGUCUCCACACUCCCAUGUACUUUUUUCUAGGUAAUCUGUCCCUGGUGGAUUUUUGUUACUCCUCUGAUGUCACACCCAAAGUCAUGAGUGGGCUCCUAAAAGGAGACAAGGUCAUAUCCUAUAAUGGGUGUGCUGCUCAGAUGUUCUUUUUUGUAGCCUUUGCUACAGUGGAAAAUUUCCUGUUGGCCUCAAUGGCAUAUGAUCGCUAUGCAGCAGUGUGUAAGCCCUUGCACUAUGCCACCACUAUGACUUCAGGUGUGUGUGUGUGUCUUUCUAUAGGUUCCUAUGCCUGUGGUUUCCUGAUUGCCUCCAUUCACAUUGGGGACACCUUCAAUCUUUCUUUCUGUAGGUCUAAUGUGGUCCAUCACUUCUUUUGUGAUAUCCCAGCAGUCAUGAUUCUCUCUUGCUCUGAUAGACAUGUUAGUGAGCUGGUUCUUUUUUAUGUAGGGAGCUUCAGUAUUUUUUUUUCUGUGUUAGUUAUUUGUAUAUCCUACAUAUUCAUUUUUAUCACAAUCUUUAAAAUGCACUCAGAUGCUGGAUAUGGAAAGGCUGUAUCCACUUGUGCCGCACACUUCACUGCAGUGUCUAUUUUCUAUGGGACUGGCAUAUUCAUGUAUUUGCAGCCCAGCUCCAGUCACUCCAUGGACACUGACAAAAUCACAUCUGUGUUCUACACCAUGAUCAUCCCUAUGCUGAAUCCUCUGGUCUACAGCAUGAGGAACAAAGAAGUCAAGCGUGCAUUCACAAACGUUUUCCACAAAGCAAAAUAG
Messenger RNA from Mus musculus (house mouse), 924 nucleotides. RefSeq names its product olfactory receptor family 5 subfamily B member 111 (gene Or5b111). Gene Ontology annotation, cellular component: plasma membrane; membrane. The transcript has a single exon. NCBI's taxonomy places the organism in Eukaryota, Metazoa, Chordata, Mammalia, Rodentia, Muridae. The record is from RefSeq and is marked provisional. The coding region runs from base 1 to 924 and encodes 307 amino acids. Gene Ontology annotation, molecular function: olfactory receptor activity; G protein-coupled receptor activity. Gene Ontology annotation, biological process: G protein-coupled receptor signaling pathway; detection of chemical stimulus involved in sensory perception of smell; signal transduction.